AUGUUUUUUCGAGAGACACGGGAUGUCUUCUUCUAUCAAUGGCUGCUGCUGUACAAAGCCCACCGUUCUGCGCAGGAGCUUCUGCCCACUGAAGCAUUGAAGGUGGAGCAAGCGAGGAGGCACCAGGCAGCGGCGGUGCUGCUGAUGCCCGAGUGUUGGGCCAACGAUGUCUGGAUUGAGAAGCACCUCGCGCGAAACGGACAUCGAGCUGAUUACAUCACCACCAGACUGGCGCAGCUGCGCGCGGAACGGCACGCACGCCUUCCAACUCUGAACAGAGAGCAGCAGCGGGUCCUGGAGGUGGUGCUGCAGUACACAGAGCAGCGGCAAGAUGCUUUAGAGCACAAUCCCACAGCCAGGCACUUCUGCUUGACGGGUGGCCCGGGCACUGGUAAAACGGUGGUGGUGGAUCAUUUGGUGGAGGACAGCAGUGCCCGAGGAUGGAACGUGCUGUUGCUAUGCCCUACGGGGAAGCUGGCCUGCCGGAAAGUGCACCAGGAGGGCGUGACAUCCAUCACCCUGCAGCGGCUCGUGGCUAUGGAGAACGUCACUUCAAUGGCGAAUUUUGCUAGCCAACACGUGGUCUGGAUCCUGUGUGAAACCGGCAUGGUGACGCGGAACCAGUGGGAGCAGCUCUACUAUGUCUGGAAGGCUUGCGAGUGCAGCCCGACCCUAUUGGCGGAAGGAGAUUUCCAACAGCUCCCACCCCCGGUGCAGGAUGCAGCAGCAGAUGCGCGGCACUCCGCCAGUUUGCACUGGGAACGCGCUUUCCGCCUGACUGUGCAGCACCGCUGCAAGGACGCGGACUCCGAGUUCCGCGUCUUCCAAGACGAAAUCCGUGCCCAGCAGCCGGCACGAGAACGGAUCGAGGAGGUUCUGGGUGGCUGCCACUGGAGCCAGGACGUGGAUGGCGCGUCGGUCACGGCGGCGCGGAAGCACCUCCCGGAAGCGCUGGUACUGUGCAGCACCCGGGCCAUGCAGGCAGCUAUUAACGCUGCCGCCAUCGAAGCGGAGGAGCCACACUUUGUUGUUUCAUCUAAGAACUGGCUUACAAUAAGUAGAGAAGCAUAA
This is a messenger RNA of Symbiodinium sp. CCMP2592, 1071 nucleotides long. The record is from the annotation of a GenBank genome assembly. NCBI's taxonomy places the organism in Eukaryota, Dinophyceae, Suessiales, Symbiodiniaceae.